UGUUUUUUUUUUUUUUUUUUUUUUUUCCCGAUUUUUAUUCAGCAGCGCUCGGCAGCGGGGAUGAUUUUGGGGAGGGUCGGCGGAGAGGAUGCGAUGAGGCUCCCCCGGAGUGGGUGAUUUUUUUGCAGCCUGCCUCCUCCUCCCCCAGCCUCGCCCCCCCACCCCGGCUUUGGCUGCCUCGCUUCCCAGUUGCUGCAUGAAGGCUGUGCUUGCACCGGCGUGUGCCCGCUCCCGGAGCCGCGCACCCGCCGCCACCGCGGCCGGGGGGAGCCCGGGGCCAGCGGCGGGGGUGCAAUUAUUAUUAUUUUUAUUAUUAUUAUUUUGAUUUUUAAUUUUUUUCUCUAUUAAAAUAUUUAUUUUUAAAUUUUUUUUUUAAUUUUUUUUUUUUUCACCCAUCGCAUCCACCCUAGAAUAAUAAAAAUAUAAAGCGGGCAGGGCUCGGGAGCCCGCGGCAUCCCCGGCACGGGGGAGUGCGUGUGUGUGCGCGGGGGGCGCCCCGCCGCCCCGCCGCCCCCCGCCGCACCGCAGCGUGCGGGCAGCGAGCGCGAUGCGCCCCGCGCUCGGCGCUGCGGAAUAGCGCGGCCGCCGCUCGCCCUCCGCGGGCUGGGGGCGCACGGACCCGACCGCUGGCCGUUCCCUCUUGAUGUCCAUGAAUGCAAACACCAUGAUUUUCAUGAUCCUGGGCGCCUCUAUCGUUAUGGCAAUAGCUUGCUUGAUGGACAUGAAUGCGUUGUUGGACAGAUUUCACAAUUACAUCCUACCGCACCUCAGAGGGGAGGACCGAGUUUGUCACUGCAACUGUGGAAGGCACCACGUGCACUACGUGAUCCCGUACGACGGGGACCAGUCUGUGGUGGACUCCUCGGAGAAUUACUUCGUGACCGACAAUGUGACCAAGCAGGAGAUCGACCUCAUGCUGGGGCUGCUGCUGGGCUUCUGCAUCAGCUGGUUCCUGGUGUGGAUGGACGGCGUGCUGCACUACGCCGUGCGCGCCUGGCGCGCCAGCCGCCGCUACGACGCCUCGUGGUCGUGGAUCCCCCGGUUCUGUAAGCUGAAGGAGCUGCGGAAGCGCCACCCCCGGCAGUACGAGGAGGCCACGGGCAACAUGGUGCACAUCAAACAGAAGCUGUACCACAACGGGCACCCCAGCCCCCGGCACCUGUGAGCACCCCGGGACUGCAGCCAGCUUUUAACCACACACGGGACUCCUCUUCCUCCUCCUGGGGACAGCCGAGGCGGCUCCCGAGCCGGCCGAGGACACGGAUUUCUUUUCGGGACGUCCGCGGGUGGACCGCGCCGCCAUGCACAACCGAGCCGGCGCCGGGCGCCCCGCGGCCGAGGCUUUGCACUGUGUUCCACGUUUUACUGUCAGACUCGUGUAAAUAUGUAAAAAAAAAAGCAGACAAACAACAAAAGAGAGAGAGAGAAAAGA
Molecule: messenger RNA, 1432 nt
Organism: Motacilla alba alba
Lineage: Eukaryota; Metazoa; Chordata; Aves; Passeriformes; Motacillidae
Gene: TMEM240
Product: transmembrane protein 240
Exons: 4
Coding region: 644-1165 (173 amino acids)
Source: RefSeq, a predicted model, not a curated record